This is a messenger RNA of Musa acuminata subsp. malaccensis (wild Malaysian banana), 850 nucleotides long. RefSeq lists its product as uncharacterized. NCBI's taxonomy places the organism in Eukaryota, Viridiplantae, Streptophyta, Magnoliopsida, Zingiberales, Musaceae. The record is from RefSeq and is a predicted model, not a curated record.
GAUCUACCGAGUGCACCAAAUAGAUCAUAUCGCAUGCAUUAUUGGAGAACCUUGCAGGCCCCGCUCCCCCGCUCAUUUCGGCGAUUGAUGAGUUGCUCAGACCUCACAGCACAUUACAAUAGCAUUAGGUAGGCCUAACUCCAUGCCGAUUCCAUUGUCAACCCCUCACCUUCCUAUAAGAUCACACCGUUGUGGAUGAAGCUAUGAAAGAGAAAAAGAUGGACGAGUUCAGCUUCCCCACCGUCGUGACGGAACACGAGCUCAUCCCCGACCUCCCGUUCCCCAGCCUUGCCGCCACCUCCCUCUGGUUCCACUCCCCCGAGGCAGACAGCAGCCAGCUCCGUCGAAGCUUCUCCGAGGGCGGCGCCCACAUCGCCACCACAUGCCGAAGAGCCCUCCGGCCGAGCUCCCCCGCGGUGCUCAGCGACUACGGCUGCAGCGGCGAAGAGGAGAGGAUGGACAUGCUCUGGGAGGACUUCAACGAGGAGUUCUAUCGCGCCGGGGACCCGCGGGGCGCGGCGGGGAGGAGAUCGAUGGGCAUGGACGUACUGGCCGCUGAAGGAGGCUUGCUGUCCAAGAAGGAGCUGCGGCUGGAGGUGUCGAAGAGCCGCCCCCUGCGCCGGAAACCUGCCUUUGUGGUGAUGCUAAGGAUGCUGAAGAAGAUGUUCAUCGCGCAGAAGACUCACUCUGAUGGCAGAAAGCCGAAGCAACAAAAGUAGGAGAGUUGAGUUCCUUCGAUGCAGCAGCUGAUUUAUUUGCAAGACGACGCUACAAACAACGUUAAGAGGGAUGGAGGUCGAUUUCAAGUUUCAGUAGAAAAAAAGCCUAUAUAUAUAUAUAUAUAUAUAUA